Messenger RNA from Musca domestica (house fly), 1354 nucleotides. RefSeq lists its product as uncharacterized. Lineage: Eukaryota; Metazoa; Arthropoda; Insecta; Diptera; Muscidae. Bases 73 to 1248 code for a protein of 391 amino acids. The transcript has 2 exons. The record is from RefSeq and is a predicted model, not a curated record.
AUAAAAUAUUUGAAGUUAUUUUUUUUAAAUAAUUUAUUUGUGAUGUCAAGAAUAUUUCAUUUUUCAUAAGAAAUGAUAAUCACGGAAUUCAUUAAUUCAAGCGAUCCAAGCACAUUCAUGGAAAAAUUUUGUAGAUCAAUACAUCCCGAUUUGGAUUUGGGAACAACGUGCAUUAACUGGUUUCGACAGGCCACAACCAAGUGCUCCACUCUAAUGGCGAAUGUUAAGGACCCAACUAAACACCUCUGGGCUUCGCUAAUGGAUUUCAUAUUUCCCGAAAGGCAAACAGGACUCAUUUCAAAACAAAUACCAUUAACGAUGCAUCCACACCAUUUGACUUUAGACGAUUGCCAGUCACUGUUCAAUGACAUAGUCGAGGAUUAUGUGAGGAGAGCUCCCCGUUAUUCAGAAGAAACCAAGACAGUUGUCAGGUUAUGGCAGAUUUUGUAUUCCAUGGUGGGAAUAAUGUUUUUGCUGUCAUUGCUAUUGUUUGUGAAAUAUCUUCAUGGAAGAGGAAGAAGGCCUCUCAAAAUAGCGGCCAAAGCAGAGGAAUGUUCACAUCCUACCAAAUGUCUGCAGGCUGCAGCCAGGAGAAGUUUAAAUUUGGCCAAAUGUGAAAAUCGCCAUCUACGUGUUCUGCCGUUGGUUCAGCCGGCUGAACUCAUUACUCCUGAUGGAGCACCGGUUUUGGCCAUAAAACUGAAAUCGAAAUAUGAUCUGAUAGGGUCGAAGAAGAUUUUGGGUACUAUGGAGGCUGACAGCAGACUAUAUAGCGCACUAAAAAAUGAUGAAAGAGCUUUGAAAGAAUGCAAAAUUCAAACCAUUGCAAAGGCUUUGGAAAUUAUUGGCAACACGACAAGAAAAUUACAUUUGUUAAUAUGUUUUGAAGAUGAUGCCAUCUUUGAAGAAGAAAUUCUUGAGAAAACGAAGGUGGAAGAACUUAUCCCACAAAAGAGCAAAAUUCCCGUAAUUCCAAGUAAAAUAAAAUCGCCGACUAGUCUUCGAAGAAAAGCUUCACCCAAAACAUCGGGGGUGGAAAAUCUUGGCAAGAGCUCUCCACGUUUUGGGGGUAACGUAAAUAGAAAGCCGGUUGAUUCGAUAGGAGAUUCUGGUUCUCCACGUUCAAGUUUUAUUAGCAAAAGAAGUUCUGUUAUGUCCACCGCAUCAUCACCGUCGCAUAGUCCUCGGAAAGCCAUAGCUGUACAAAAAAAUCGUAAGACCUCCCAAAACACUUCACCAAGAAAAUAGAAAAAAAAAAAACUUGUAUUUUUUUUUUUGAGUUGUGAACUAUGUUAUUCAUACUUCAAAUACAUUUUUUUUUUAAUUUGUGAAGUUUUGUCUGGUCUUUUUGAUU